Erinaceus europaeus (western European hedgehog) is the source of this 2943-nucleotide messenger RNA. RefSeq names its product angiotensin II receptor type 2 (gene AGTR2). Gene Ontology annotation, molecular function: angiotensin type II receptor activity. Gene Ontology annotation, biological process: G protein-coupled receptor signaling pathway; blood vessel diameter maintenance; inflammatory response. Gene Ontology annotation, cellular component: membrane. Lineage: Eukaryota; Metazoa; Chordata; Mammalia; Eulipotyphla; Erinaceidae. The transcript is spliced from 3 exons. The coding region runs from base 254 to 1342 and encodes 362 amino acids. The record is from RefSeq and is a predicted model, not a curated record.
UCAUAAGUCAGCCCUAGAAUUAUGUAGGUUGAAGGCUCCCAGUGGACAGACCGAACAUAUAAGAAGGAAACCAGAGAUCUGGUGCUAUUACUUCCCAGAGUCCAAGGGAACGAAUGAGCACAGAAUUAAAAGCAUUCUUCAGCUUAAAUUUUUACGGGGUGCACUUAAGAACCAGCCAAGCAGAUUUAUGAUAACUAAGUUUUAAACUUCAACAACCAGAGGUGCAAAACUUAGUAGCUGCUGACAUUUCAUUAUGAAGGGCAACGGCACCCUUGCCACCAUCAGCAGAAACAUUACCAGCAGUCUUCACUUUGGUCUUGUGAACAUCUCUGGCAAUGGGUUUGCUUUUAACUGCUCGCACAGGCCAUCAGAUAAGCAUUUAGAUGCAAUUCCUGUUCUCUACUAUAUCAUUUUUGUGAUUGGGUUUCUUGUCAAUACUAUUGUGGUUACACUGUUUUGUUGUCAAAAGGGUCCUAAAAAGGUUUCCAGCAUUUAUAUCUUCAACCUGGCUAUAGCUGACUUACUGCUUUUGGCUACUCUUCCUCUUUGGGCAAGCUACUAUUCUUACAGAUAUGACUGGCUCUUUGGGCCUGUGAUGUGUAAAGUUUUUGGUUCUUUUCUGACCCUGAACAUGUUUGCAAGCAUUUUUUUUAUCACCUGCAUGAGUGUUGAUAGGUACCAAUCUGUCAUCUAUCCCUUUCUGUCUCAAAGAAGAAAUCCCUGGCAAGCAUCUUACAUAGUUCCCCUUGUUUGGUGUAUGGCUUGUCUGUCCUCAUUGCCAACAUUUUAUUUCCGAGAUGUCAGAACCAUUGAAUAUUUAGGUGUGAAUGCUUGCAUUAUGGCUUUUCCACCUGAGAAAUAUGCCCAAUGGUCAGCUGGGAUUGCUUUAAUGAAAAAUAUCCUUGGUUUUAUUAUUCCUUUAAUAUUCAUAGCCACAUGCUAUUUUGGAAUCAGAAAACACUUGCUGAAGACCAAUAGCUAUGGGAAGAACAGAAUAACUCGUGACCAAGUUCUGAAGAUGGCAGCUGCUGUUGUUCUGGCGUUCAUCAUUUGUUGGCUUCCCUUCCAUGUUCUGACCUUCCUGGAUGCUCUGGCCUGGAUGGGUGUCAUUAAUAGCUGUGAAGUUAUAGCAGUCAUUGACCUGGCACUUCCUUUUGCCAUCCUCCUGGGAUUCACCAACAGCUGCAUUAAUCCCUUUCUGUAUUGUUUUGUUGGAAACCGGUUCCAACAGAAGCUCCGCCGUGUGUUUAGGGUUCCGAUUACUUGGCUCCAAGGCAAGAGAGAGAGUAUGUCAUGCCGAAAAAGCAGUUCUCUUAGAGAAAUGGAGACCUUUGUGUCUUAAAUGCAGGUUGUCAACAUAGCUGCUUGGUUGAAGGUUUCCUUGAGCUCUCUUUUAAUGACUUUAGUAAAACAGUAAGCUUCUCCCUUAACAUAAUCUUUCUUCAUUUAUAUAGAAAAGGAAGCCACAUGUAACUAAAAGCUUCAUCCUCUAGUACCUUUGAGGAGUUGUUCAUUUCAUUUUCUGGUCUGUUGGGAUGUGAUUUGAGUCAUUAGGGGGACAUAAUCAUAACCUAGAAGUAAUGGGGGGUUAAUUUCAAAUUAUAAUUAAUAACAAUUUGUCUGAUGAUUUGGCAUCUCAGAUUUCUCCUUCAGAAAUACUGAAGUUUUAAAAAACUGCUUUUAUUUGCCUUUUCAUCAGACGUUCUUCUUGAACUAAGGCCAGUCUUUUAACUGAUUGUUUUAUUUACAAAACACCGUAUUAAUGGAUCUGAACACUUUCAAAUUAAGUAUUCUACAAUAGACUGGUACUAGACAGACUCCAGGCACAUGACUUUCACUUUAAAAAUGUUAGAUAUAAUCUUUUUACGAUUCGCUUAAGCAUAUAUUUAAGAUAUAGCAGCAUAUUGAAUAGGGUUAAGUAUAGGUAAGGUCAUAUGUACUCCUAUAUUUUAGUUUAACAGUUGCAGAAAUUAAAAUAUAUAGUAAAAUAGAUUUAUAAUGAACAAAUAUUCAGGGUUGGGAAGAUACCACAGAGUUAAAGUACAGGUGUUGUCUACCUGAGAUGCCUCCAGAGGCUCCAGGUUCUAUAGCUGGCACUGCCAUCUGAAGAACUUAACAAUGCUCUGGUCUCUCUCUCUUUCUCUCUCUCUCUCUCUCAUAAAAAUCAGAAUAUAAAUGAAUGAGUCUUUUAAAUUUUUCACUAAACUCUGAAUAAACACUUUUUAAGCCUUUUUUUUUAAAAAAAAUCUGUUUUAACUAUAGUUUGAAGAUUUCUAUGUAAUCUGAUAAUUUUUAGAAUACAAUAACUAAUCACUGUGUAUUGUUAUAAAACGUAAAAGUUACUUUUACAUCCCAAACUUUUGGAUGUGGUGCUCUGAUAUAUAGGAAGUUGACUUAUCUUACUGAUUGAUUAUUUGGUUCUGAGUUUCUUCCCAAAAUAUCUGUUUGGCUUUUUUUGUUUGCUUGUUUAAAUAUGUAAUCAGUCCUUAAAUGGCAUAGGAAAAAUGUGAUGCCAGAAUGAAAUUUUUGAUCAGAAUCAUCAAGUGACAACAUUUGGUGCCACUCACAAAACCUGUCAGGGAAGCGCAGCAUGGCUUUGAAGAUAUAUACCAUGAUUUUAAGAUUAGAAUAUGAAUGCUAAUUUUAGAAGACAGAUUUUUAAAAAUUCUGUACCAAUUCCUUAUUCUACUAGGUUACCUAGGCCCAUUCUAAACCAGUGCUGAUGUUUGAGGUAGAACCAAAAUGUCUGAGGCUUAGCUUCUUUUUCAGGUUCCAAGUUGAUGUGUAGAAGUAUUCUCUCCCUCUAUUUUCUGGGAGAGUCUUAAUUUCACAGUCUGUUAUUAUCAGUACAAAAUAAGUAGCCAAAUGUAUAAACAAGUAUGAGAUCGCAUUUUCAAUACUUUUGUAAAAAACAUCUCAUAUCAAUAAAGCUUUUAAUUGUAA